Lycium barbarum (goji berry) is the source of this 1943-nucleotide messenger RNA. RefSeq lists its product as uncharacterized. The transcript has 4 exons. Bases 594 to 1604 code for a protein of 336 amino acids. NCBI's taxonomy places the organism in Eukaryota, Viridiplantae, Streptophyta, Magnoliopsida, Solanales, Solanaceae. The record is from RefSeq and is a predicted model, not a curated record.
UCGCUCUAAAAAACAAGAAAAACUUAUUUCUUCUUCACCAUCCAAGUAUCUUGAUUUUAUUUUACAGUUUUAUAAUGAUAGAAACAAAGUGCUCUUUUCUCCUUUUCUUGUGAAAUCCUCAAGGCUCAUGCAGCUUAGCUAUCAUAAUAAAGUCUAUAUAUUUGGAGCUUUAGCUUUCAAGGGAGUUAAUUCUUUUUAACAAAAUAAUACUUUGUCUUUUUUUUUUCUCCCACCUCUCUGUUAAGAAUUAAGUUGGAUUUCAGUUUUUUUUUUUUUUUACCCUUUAAUUUCAAGAUUUCCAAGGUUCCAUUUUUUUCCCCAGCUUUUGGAACUAUUGUUCAGUGUUCAUGGAAGGUUAUAUUGGUUAUUGUUUCGGUUGUUAGGGAUCAUGUCAUUUCAUUUAAGCUUUAUGCUCGGUGCGGUGUGAAGUCAUUAUAAUUGACUAAUUUUACGUUGACGAUGGCCUACCACAACCGUCAUAUUUUAUCUGAGCUUAGGAGUUUUAUUUGAGUCUUCAGUUAAGUUGUAAAUGGUGAUGCUGAGUUACAAAUCAAGAAGAAAGGCUGACUACUAACUAGCAAACAAAGGUUGAUAUGGCAGAUCAAAGUUCUAAUUUUCCUUCUCCCAAUUCCACCCAUAAUCACACCAAUAAACCAAAUUCACCCUUUUUAGGUCCUCCAAGAAUUUUCAAUGGGCUUUUAACAAGAAGCCUAUCUGACACAGAAGCAACAAGAAGCACAUCUCAGUUCCAAACAAGUCGGGGUCGGGUGUAUGAUACUAACACUGUCAUUAGCCCAAAUUCCAUUCUUGAUGGCCAUGGCAUGCAAAAUUACAAUCUUCGAAAUCCUUUUGGUUAUGCCAGAAAAUCAAAAGUCCCCAUCACUAAAAAGCCUCCAAAUAACAAGUCGGAAUUAGAAACUAUUAAAACAACGACGAAAAACAUGCCUCGGUCUCAAGCAAGUCGGGUGUAUGAUGCUGAAUCCAUCAGUAGCCCAAAUUCCAUUCUUGAUGGCAUGCAAAAUUGCAAUCUUGGGAACCCUUUUGGCUAUGAUAAAAAAUCACCAAACCCCAUCUCUAAAAAGCCUCCAAAUGACAAGUUGGAAUCAAAAGCUAUUAAAACAACGCCUCAGUUUCGAACAAGUCGGGGUCAGCUGUAUGAUUUUGAAUCCGUCACUAGCCCAGAUUCCAUUCAUGAUGGCAUGCAAAAUCUCAAUCUUAGGGACCCUUUCGGUUAUGAUAGAAAACCACCAAACCCCAUCACUAAAAGUCCUUCAAAUAACAAGUUGGAAUCAGAAAGCAUUGGACUUGCUCUCAUUGAUCCUAUAGAAAAUAGUGAAAAGUUCCCUGUCUUAUUUGGAGCAAAGCUCAAAGUUGAAAUUCCCAGUUCUAUUGAGGUGAAAAAUACUUGUGGGGAUUUUGGUGAAAUGGAGAGUUCAGAGGACUACACUUGUGUGACCACUCAUGGUCCUAAUCCAAGAACAACUCAUAUAUUUGAUAAUUGCAUUGUUGAGAGUUGUUGUGGAGUCAGAAAGUUGUCUGAAUUAAUGAAGGAGAACACUUGCAACUCUUGCAAAGUUGAUCACACUGCGGGCAAAGACAUCUAACAUGGGUGACACAGCUUUUUGCAACCAUGAAUCAAGAGGAUGAUGAACCAAAAAAUGAAUGAUGAAUUUAGGACUAUAGUGAUUUUUUUUCAUGCUAAUCUGUUUUGUCACUUUAACAAAGAAUUUUGGCAUCUUUUAAUUAGUGGAUAUGAAUGAAGUCUAUUUUUCCAAUUUUGACAAGACCUAUGGUGGACCAAAUCUAACGUGGUUUUGUUGGAGUUUUCUUGACUUGUCUUUGUUGUAUCUUUCAACUAAUUGUCUUAUUGUUUAUCUUUUAGUGAUGAUGUAAAGUCUCGAGUACUCGUCUUGAUCAAAGUUUUAUGUAUUUGGUUGAUUAUA